This is a messenger RNA of Entrophospora candida, 1155 nucleotides long. The record is from the annotation of a GenBank genome assembly. NCBI's taxonomy places the organism in Eukaryota, Fungi, Glomeromycota, Glomeromycetes, Entrophosporales, Entrophosporaceae.
AUGGCAACUCUCCGAAAAACUAGAAAGCCCAGAACUAAUAACUUUACCUCGAUUUUGGACCUGUUCCUAGAAAAAUAUAACUUAUCGGCCGAAUCAAACCUGCUUCAAUUACGUGCUCAUGCUGAUGAGCUUGGUACUAUGCUACCAGAUUGGAAAGCCCGCAAAAGUGUGAAAGAAGCUCUUCGCCGGCGCCUAUUCAAAGACAAUCAAAUAGAAGCUCUUGUACCAGACAAAAGGAAUGAAAAACUUACUAUCAAAGAGAGAGCUCAAUACUGUGCGAAAUCUGAAGAUGUGUGGGAUAUUUGGUUACAUGCUUUAGAUUUAAUCAAGACAAAAAAUGAUAGUGAUGAAGAAAUUGUCGCAUCCAGCUCACAUCUUGCAUUAUUUCGUAAGGAAUUAAAAGAAGCUGGAGUUGAUUCUAAAGUAAUUGAUAUAUAUGCUAAAUUUCCAGAACGUACACAAGCUUCUAACAAAAUCCAGAAAAAGCAACUUGUACAGCGACUAACCAAUCCGUUUAGAACUCCUAAUACUCCUAAACACUUCUCCUUAGAGGAGGGACUUAGAAGAAUCCAAAAUAUGGAUACUACUAAAAUUCCAACUAUGCAGGAUCUUGCAGACGUAAUUAUGAUGUUAAGCAUGAGGCCCGCUGAAGUUACUACUCUUCGUAUUAUCCAUUAUAAACCUGAUGAAUCAGACCCUCCAGAAUGGUUCAAACCCGAUUAUUCUUGGUAUUGUACAGGAUAUAUUAAGAAUAAGGGAGAAAAGAAGGUUAAUCCUGAGCCUCGACAAUUCCUUUCCAUGGAAAAGAAUCCAGAGCGUGCAAGAGAAUUACUUACUUGGAUUCAAGAUGCCAUAUCGAUGAAAAAGUUACGUCAUCCUGUAUAUAGUGAUAAUGGAAAAUGUAAUAUCAGAGCUUUUGGCAAAUUUUUAAAGCAAUAUAAUAUUACAGCCAAAAGAUUGAGAAAAAUAGGAGGCAAGCAUGCUUCUAGAGUGCACGGUGGUCAAAAUCCAACGACCCAACAACUCAAUUUACUUGCUAGAAUUGCAAUGAGACAUAAGAUAGACUUUAGACUAUUAGUAUCGGUUCCGGUGGAAUUCCCAAAUAAAACUCUUACAUUGCUUGAUGGAACUAGUUAUGAGGUUAAGUGUAAUUGA